Molecule: messenger RNA, 1152 nt
Organism: Patella vulgata (common limpet)
Lineage: Eukaryota; Metazoa; Mollusca; Gastropoda; Patellidae
Product: ectonucleotide pyrophosphatase/phosphodiesterase family member 5
Exons: 5
Coding region: 1-1152 (383 amino acids)
Source: RefSeq, a predicted model, not a curated record
AUGAAUUGGUUACUUGUGUUAUUGCCCUUAAUUGGGUUUUGUGGAGUGACGGGGAGACCAAAGAAAUACGUAGACAAGGUUUUGCUAGUCUCCAUGGAUGGAUUUCGAUGGGAUUACCUUGACAAAAUAGAUACACCCCAUUUUGAUUAUUUGGCGGAUCACGGAGUGAAAGUUCGUUAUGUGAACAAUACAUUCAUAACUGAAACAUUUCCAUGCCAUUACAGCAUAGCAACUGGUCUGUAUGAGGAAAGCCACGGUAUCAUAGCUAAUAAAAUGUACGAUCCCGUAUUUAAUGAGACGUUCGGAAUGGCCAAUCACGAUCCAAAAUGGUGGGAAGCUGGAGAACCAAUCUGGAUAACCGCGACAAAACAAAAUAUGAAAUCAGCAACAUAUUUUUGGCCAGGAAGUGAAGUCGCGAUUAAGGGUGUGAGGCCAGAAAUAUGGUACCCUUAUAAUGAGUCGGUUCCAUUUGAAGAGCGAAUAGACACGGUUAUGGAUUGGUUUGCUAAUCAAGGUGUUCAUUUAGCGACUCUUUACUUCCACGAACCCGAUCACACAGGUCACCUGUACGGUCCAGACUCUCAGCAAAUAAAGGAUAAAGUGGUGUAUAUGGAUAACAUUCUCGGUUAUUUGUUGGGAAAGUUGCGUGAAAAUCAGUUAUGGGAUUCUGUCAACGUCAUCAUUACAAGUGAUCAUGGUAUGACGUCAGUGGAUGUCGAUACCCAGAAUAUCUUACCGGAAGACGGACAGGUAGACACUGUUUACCAGUCCCUGAAAAACCAGUCGGACGCGAUGCACCUAACUGUUUAUAAGAAGGAGGAUAUACCAGAACACUACCACUAUAAAAACAACCGUCGUGUAAUGCCAGUUGUUGCUUUGGCUGAUGAGGGAUGGUUGGUCGUAGAUAAUAAGCAUAGGUAUGAUUAUCAUCCCGGUGGUGCCCAUGGUUACAACAAUCAAUUUAUGUCGAUGAAGCCAAUCUUUCUGGCUCAUGGACCCAACUUUAAAUCGAAUUACCGUCAAGAAUCUAUUAAGAAUGUUGAUAUAUACCCGUUAAUUUGUGAAUUACUAGGCGUGGUUGCUUCUCCUAACAAUGGUAGUCUUAGCAACACUGAAGAUAUGUUAAGAGAUAGCGAAUACAUAAUAGGUUAA